Carcharodon carcharias (great white shark) is the source of this 1629-nucleotide messenger RNA. Its product is annotated as decorin-like. The transcript is spliced from 10 exons. The coding region runs from base 1 to 1485 and encodes 494 amino acids. The record is from RefSeq and is a predicted model, not a curated record. Lineage: Eukaryota; Metazoa; Chordata; Chondrichthyes; Lamniformes; Lamnidae. Gene Ontology annotation, molecular function: protein binding.
AUGCGGAAAGAUGAGUACUUCCAGGCUCUGUGCUGCAGUGAGAAGCCUAUACAGGAAAUGCACAAAGUGAAGCAUUUCAAAAGUGGCAAGAUCCAGGAAGUGGAUGAUAUCCAUGAUAUUGAGUUUCCUUGUGGAGAUCCAGGAACCAAGCAGAAGCUACUGGACAAAAGAUUUGUGGUAGAGAUUGACCACAAGACACUGGAGAUGAUUGGCAAAAGCCAUUUGUCCAAUGAACCACCAAGACUGCAAUGUCCAUUGAUAAAGAUUCAAGGUUAUGACUGUGAGAUUAGAUACAAGCUUGGUAACUUGAUGGUCACAUCAGAUACACUUAGCAGAUUGCUUAAUUCAGCAAAAACAGAAGAUAGAUCCUUGGAUCAACAAUUUGACUUCAUUGACAUUGAACCUGAAGAUGUUCUCCGAAUUGAUCUGCUCAUAGCUCUGCUGCUGAUGUCGUCAAGCUUUGCUAAACCUUUCAAGCAGUCUAGCUUCUUUGACUUUGUGGGAGAGGAACCGGGAUCGGCAUCUGGACCAACUCCUGAGGUUCCUGUCGUCCACCGAUACAAAUGUCCACCCAGGUGUCGCUGUCACAUGAGUGUGGUGCAGUGUUCCAAUUUAGGUCUUGCGAAAGUACCUGCAUACAUUUUACCUGAGACUACUUUGCUGGAUCUUCAGAAUAACAAGAUCAGAGAGCUGAAGGAAAAUGAUUUCAAAAAUCUGAAAAACCUUCUGAUUUUAAUUCUUGUGAACAACAGGCUGCAGAGGAUCCACCCCAAGGCCUUUUCCUCACUUCACAAUCUCAGACGGCUGUAUCUUUCCAAGAAUCUAAUCAGUAGCGUUCCAGAGAACAUGCCAAAGACUCUUCUUGAACUCCACAUAUGUGACAACAAAAUUAACUAUGUGAAAAAGGAACCCUUUGACGGAAUGUCCAACAUGUUUGCUCUCGAAUUAAGUAGAAAUCCACUGAUGCCAAAAGGAAUUGAAAAGGGAGCCUUUCAAGGAUUGAAAAUGCUGUCAUAUCUCCGGAUUACUGAGACAGGACUUUCUGAAAUUCCGAAAGACCUGCCAAGUUCAAUAUCUGAGAUGCAUCUCGACCGCAAUAAAAUUCUCAAAGUGGAAGUGGAUGACUUCAAAAACCUCAGCACUUUGGUCAGGUUGAGGCUGAGUUCCAACAAAAUCAGGUAUUUUGCGAAUAAGACUCUCAGCCACAUGCCAAACCUCCAGGAUCUCCACUUGGACAACAAUAGGCUGUUCGCCAUUCCUCCAGGCCUACCACAGCACAAAAACAUCAUGGCCCUCUAUCUCAAUGACAACCAGAUAGCUCAUUUAAAAGGUGGUGACUUUUGUCCUCAGAUUGAUGAUCCAAUGAAGAGCCCAUACAGCAGGAUCAGCCUGUACGGGAAUCCUAUUCCAUACUGGGAAAUUGAGCCUGGAGUUUUCCGCUGUGCUUUAGACUGGAUAUUUAUCCAAUUGGAGAGACCCAACUAAAGCCUCAUUAUGAAUAAGGACUGAAAUUGGUGCCAGAUACCCAAUUCCAGAUCACUUACUUCCAUUUGAACAGUUGUCUUCCUUAAUCAAACUGCUGAAUAGCGAAUAUGAAAGUAAAAUAUAGCAGCAACAUUUUCCUUUUAC